This is a messenger RNA of Xiphophorus couchianus (Monterrey platyfish), 2973 nucleotides long. Its product is annotated as guanine nucleotide-binding protein subunit alpha-13. NCBI's taxonomy places the organism in Eukaryota, Metazoa, Chordata, Actinopteri, Cyprinodontiformes, Poeciliidae. The transcript is spliced from 5 exons. Gene Ontology annotation, biological process: Rho protein signal transduction; adenylate cyclase-activating G protein-coupled receptor signaling pathway. The coding region runs from base 81 to 1214 and encodes 377 amino acids. Gene Ontology annotation, cellular component: cytoplasm; brush border membrane; heterotrimeric G-protein complex. Gene Ontology annotation, molecular function: guanyl nucleotide binding; G-protein beta/gamma-subunit complex binding; GTPase activity. The record is from RefSeq and is a predicted model, not a curated record.
GUUUAGGGAAGGGGCUUGGUCCUGUGCUCGCGCCUCGCGAGAACGCGCAUCAAAUUAGCAUCGAUGAAGUUAGUGCGAACAUGGCGGAUUUCCUGCCGACCAGGUCUAUGUUAAAAGUUUGUUUGCCCACCUGCCUGCUUAACGCCGGCGAGGCGGACCAGAUCCGAAAGUCCAAGGAGAUCGACAGAAAUCUGUCGCGGGAGAAAACGUACGUGAAGCGGCUGGUGAAGAUCCUGCUGCUGGGCGCUGGCGAGAGCGGCAAGUCGACUUUCCUCAAACAAAUGCGAAUCAUCCACGGCCAGGACUUCGACCAGCAAGCCCGAGAGGAUUUCAAAGGAACGAUCUACAGCAAUGUUAUCAAAGGUAUGCGUGUGCUGGUGGACGCGCGGGAGAAACUGCACAUCCCGUGGGGUGAUGAGAACAACCAGCAGCACGGCGACCGGGUGAUGGCCUUCGACACCCGGUCGGCCAAGAUGGCAAACGGGCAGCUGGAGAUGCUGGUGUUCCUGCAGUACGCCAAGGCACUCAAAGCACUGUGGGCGGACUCGGGCAUUCAGAACGCAUACGACCGGCGCAGGGAGUUUCAGCUGGGUGAGUCGGUGAAGUAUUUCUUGGAUAAUCUGGAGAAGAUCUCCCAGCCAGACUAUCUUCCCAGUCAACAGGACAUCCUGCUGGCCCGUAAGCCCACCAAGGGCAUCCAUGAGUAUGACUUUGAGAUCAAGAACGUUCCCUUUAAGAUGGUGGACGUCGGGGGCCAGCGGUCAGAGCGGAGGCGCUGGUUUGAGUGCUUCGACUCCGUCACCUCCAUUCUGUUUCUCGUCUCUUCCUCUGAAUAUGAUCAGGUGCUGAUGGAGGACAGGCAGACCAACCGGCUGCGAGAGUCACUCGACAUCUUCGAGACCAUCGUCAACAACCGCGUCUUCGUCAACGUCUCCAUCAUCCUCUUCCUGAACAAGACAGACCUGCUGGAGGAGAAGGUGAAGCUCGUCCCGCUCAAAGACUACUUUCCCGAGUACGCCGGGACGGAGCACAGCCUGCCAGACGUGCAGGCCUUCAUGGUGGAGUGCUUCCGGGCCAAGAGGCGCGACGCCACACAGAAGCCCCUGUAUCACCACUUCACCACGGCCAUCAACACGGAGAACAUCAGGCUGGUGUUCCGGGACGUCAAGGACACCAUCCUCCACGACAACCUCAAGCAGCUCAUGCUCCAAUGACCCCACACACACACUCACACACCAAACACCCCCUUUUCCACUGCCACACAACGCAGCCUGUGAACGCAAGAGGACGUGAAUGGGGACAGACCCCCCUUCACUUCCUGAUGAGGACUCCGGAGAUCACAAAUUGAUGUCUGCAGUCUUUAGACUUUUUGUUUAUUUUCCAGUAGUCUUUACUCCUUUUGGAAGUGUUCAUCCUGUUGUUAGCUCAGGAUCUGAUUGUUGGAUAGGGUAUUUAGGCAAACUGUGGUAUUAAAGGUAUAAACAAGAAACCAGCCUGGGUUUCUGAAUGGUAUCUGAUCCCUGCUGCUUUGUCCUCCUCCCUGAGCUCCACCUUAUUUAGUUGGUUAUUUUGUUCUCUUGUUUUUUAACCCUUAGGAUGCCAGUGCUGGCACCUGUGGAAGCCGGCCUCACUUAAAAACAAACUGGUGAACAACAUCUACUCUGGUAAUGCAAACAGAGUAACCGUGGAGAAAUGUUCAAGCGACACAUAGAGAAAGUUGAUUGGAUUCAGUUCAUGCCUAAGCACUGACUUGUAAUAUUUCCUCACCCCUCAGUGAUGCUGAGGGCGAACCUAACUUCUUAUUGACCUGAGCGUUCAGAGUUAACACGUCUGAUCUGUCUCCAGCACUGACACGUCAUUUAUAGAAGACACACAAUCACAAGACUGAACCUUUUUCAUCCAUGACCAUAUAGGUGUUGCCUUAGAAUUGAAUUUUUUUUUUGUUGUUAUUAUUGUUAUUAUUAUUAUUAUUUUUGGGAUGUUGAGAGGGUAAAACGGUUACCUUUGUCAGACCAUUUGGUUCCAGUAAGUUAACUAAAAGUCCGCUGUUUCCUCAGGGUUGAAUCGGAUCCGGUGUUGAUACUGAUGUGUGAAGCUCGAUGUUUGGCGGUGGGAACAGGCCUCCACGCCGUUAGCUAGUUGGUGGUUUUAGGACUGCAUCCUUCCCCCAAUUCGUCCUUCCGCCUGUUUUGAUUUUAUUACUGAUUAUAGAUGCCUUCUAAAAUGACCUUCACAAGGCCCUCCUCCUCUUUGUUUUGCCUUAAUCAUGAAUGUGUGUUAAUAAUUGUACAGGGAUUUGCUCUUGAUUGUUUGAAUAAACUGUAACCGGCCUGCGAAAACUUCGUUAUUGGCACCGAGUAGUGACUCUAAACGUGUUUAUGAAAAAAAAAAAAAAGCAUUGAACAUUUCCCUUUUUUGUUGUUUUUGUUUCUUAGCACACACGCUUGUGCUGCUUUGGACUUCCCUCUAAAAUGCAUUGUGAUUAUUGCAGAAAUCUGGCAGAGGGGGGAAAAGCUACUGGAGUUGCAUAGUUUUGAGUGACUGUAAUAUGUAGGGGUGGCUGAUCUUUGUUAGAGGACAAUUUAAAGGCACUCAAGUGUCUUUUGCCAAAUAAUUCUACGCUUUAUCUUCACAAUUUUUCUGCAUUAUUAUUUUAUUUCUUCAUAAGUAAAGCUCUGCAGAGCUUUGGUUUCCUUCCAUUCCUGGCUUUGUAAAUACUGUAAUCUGUUUUCCUGUAAAUAUUAUUCCAGUUUAUCUUCAUAUAUGUAAAUGGUUGUAGAAAAUGCAUAUUUUUCCCAUGCUGGAUGUUCUUCAAAUCACUGCAUCUUACCAAUGAAGAUGACCUUUUGAUGUAGAUUUUAUUUUGUAAUUCCCGCCCCCCACGCACCCUUCACGUUUUUCACAUUUAUCAUGUCAAAUCCCAUGCUACUCUAACCCUAUCAAUAAAAUAAACUUUUCUAAUGAUACUGAUAA